Molecule: messenger RNA, 921 nt
Organism: Dissoconium aciculare CBS 342.82
Lineage: Eukaryota; Fungi; Ascomycota; Dothideomycetes; Mycosphaerellales; Dissoconiaceae
Product: Cwf15/Cwc15 cell cycle control protein
Exons: 1
Coding region: 56-829 (257 amino acids)
Biological process (GO): mRNA cis splicing, via spliceosome
Cellular component (GO): catalytic step 2 spliceosome
Molecular function (GO): RNA binding
Source: RefSeq, a predicted model, not a curated record
UUCACACCGGACAUCACUCAAGCUGCUAUAAUCAUACUCAUAUUUGAGCGAUACCAUGACGACCGCACAUAGACCCACUUUCGAUCCCGCGCGAGGAAAGGAAGCCGCCCGUGGCGAAGCAUAUCAUCAGCGCCUGUUGCCUGCGCAUAAAAUCCUCAAAUUUCGUCAAGCCACUCAAGGCGCGCCAGACGAGCAAGCUCGGCGUAAUUUGCGCGCUGAGCUCCUCCGAGCCGAGGCAAAGCAUUAUGCGAAAAAAGAAGGACGCGAAUACAUUGAGGAAGAAUCGAUUGAUGUGCCAUCGAAAACGCUGCAGCUCGAAGAUGGUCCAGCGUCUCCCGGAGGCACGAAGCGGAAGCUGGUAGACGGGACUUCAGGAUUUGACAAUUCCGAAGGCUUCGAGCCAGAGGAAGAUUACGAGGCGAAGAAACGGCGCGUACUAGAGGAAACUCGGGACAUCGACGCAGAUUCAGAGUCGUCAGAAGAGUCGGAUGAAGAAGAGUCGGAAUCGGAUGAAGAGUCGGAUGAUGAAGAAGCAGAAUUACGUCGUGAGUUGGCUAAGAUAAAAGCGGAGCGUGCAGAGGCCGCUGCGAAAGCCGCUGCAGAACAGGAAAAGAAGGAUCAAGAGCAACGCGAGAGGGACAUAGCGCUGGGAAAUCCACUACUAAACCCACAAAAGGAGGACUACGGUGUGAAGCGUCGAUGGGACGAUGAUGUGGUUUUCAAGAACCAAGCUAGAGGAACGGACGAGCGUGGCAAGGAGAAGCGCUUUGUGAACGACCUUCUCCGCAGUGACUUCCACCGCCGAUUCAUGGACAAGUACGUUCGUUGAUAUUGCUUCGACUAUACAACAGCCUCCAGGAGGGAGUGCGAGCUAUGUAUUCUGCCCAUUGGCGAGUCAUUCGUGGGAUCACAGUUUGGUGG